GCCCGCGCGCGCGCGUGCGUGUGAGUGUGCGCGCGUGCCCGGCUAACGCGCGCUGCGAGCAAAUGAAUGUAGGAGGGAGAAAAAAAAGAGAAGGAAAACUUCGAUAAAAAUGGCGGAAGGCACAACGUCUUUGAAAGGAUUGCGAGCUCAGAUGGCUGCAGCUGCGCAGGCACAGGCCGAAGAACGGCGGAGCCUGGCAGUGACCAGCCCAGCACCAGUUACAGACAGUGCUACAAAGAGCCAUACCAAACCAGUCAUUGACGGAGCAGCACUUAGAAUUGAUGACAAACUCCGAGUAGCCAAAGAAAGGAGAGAAGAACAAGAAAAGCAGCAAGUGGCACGUGGGUCUCAGAUUCUAGAGCGGGAACGUAAGGCCAAGCUUCAGGUUGAGAGGCAGAUGGAGGAGAAACAUAGAAAGCUAGAGGAGCAACGCAGGAAAGAGGAGCAGAGAAGAGCUGCUGUGGAGGAAAAGAGGAAACAGAAGCAGGAGGAAGAGAAGGAGCACUAUGCGGCAGUGAUGCGGCGCACUAUGGAGCGCAGUCAGAGAGUGGAGCAGAGGCAGAAGAGAUGGUCAUGGAGUGGUCUGUCGGACUCUGACAACAGAAAUGGUGAGAGCGACAGUGGCCCCAACUCCUCCCCAGUCACUAUAGUAAUCUCCCCAGCCUCUCCGGUCUCCAAGCCUACCAGAAGCGCCACACCACAAGACAAGCGUUCUUCCUCUACUACAAACCUCAAACAGUCUGCCGACUCCGCUAUCAGCAAGCGCCUCUCCUCUUCAUCCGCCACCCUCCCCAGCACUCCUGACAAAAGUGCAAAGCGGAGGAGUUCAUCUUUGAACCGGUUGCCUAGCAAUGUCCCUCGGGUUUCUAAGGAAGCGCAUAAACAGCCUCAGGUGGAAAAGACAGAUCCUGUCCUGAAGAAACGGAGCUCCUCCCUUUCCCGUGUAGGGAAUAGAGCUCCACCCACUGGCAAACCAGAGAAACUCGCACCCAGUGAAUCAGCCCAUCGCCCGUUGGCCUACAUGGACAGCAGUGUCCUCAGUCGUCUCCUCACCCCUACCCAGGCCUCUCUAGCUAGGAGCAAGAGUGCAGCAGCCCUUUCAGCCCAUGGAACGGAUGAGACAGAGUUUCACCUGUGUCCUCGAUCAGUGUCCUCCACACCGCUGCCUUCCACCCGUGGCCCCCUACGAAGUCGCAGCAUUGAUCGCCAAAAGAACACCCCUAGCACUACCUCUGCUUCUUCUGAAUCCAUCUCGAACGCAGCUCAGAAAGCUGAAAAGGACAAGUCCUUCACUUCACCUGCAGCAAAACGUCCUCCUUCCCCUAACACUGUUCCUAGCCGCCAUCGCUCUCCCUCACCAAGCCCUGUCAGUGGUCCCAGGAGAACACCAUCACCUGGAGCAGCCAAGCAAAGCCCUCGUUAUCGGCCACCUUCCCCUAGUGGGGUGAAGCAGAGGCCUCCAUCCCCUCAGCCUACUUCCAAACCUCCCCCUAUCCAGAAACCUGCCCUCACUCCAACUGGCCCUCCCAUUCUGAGGAAGAGAGAGUCCAAGCCCAAAGACGCAUCUCCAAUGACUGCUCAAACAUCACAACUUCAAGAUACAAGCACUACCAGCCCAGCCCCCAGCACCAAACCCAAAGAUGAUCCUAGUCUGAAAACCACAGCCAGCACUAACUCUGCUGCCGAAGCUGCUAAGAUCCUGGCAGAGAACCGGCGGCUGGUUCGUGAGCAGAAGGAGAAAGAUGAACAGCUCAGAUUACAGAGAGAGGAAGAGGAGAAGGUGAGAAAAGAGGAGGAAAAGCGGCUGGCUGAGGAGGAGAGAGUGCGGCGUCUGGAGGAGGAGAAGGUUCAAGCAGAGGAGAGAAAGAAGGAAGAGGAGGAGAACGCUCGUAAAGCAGAAGAGGAGAGAAAGAGACUGGAGCUGGAGGAGCAACAGAAACGAGCCGAGUUACAGAAAGAGCGAGAGGAGGCAGAAGCAAAGGCUCUGGAGGAGGCAGAGAAGCAACGACAGGAGAGAGAGCGCAUCAUGCAGCAAAACCAGCAAGAGCGCAUGGAGAGGAAGAAGAGAAUUGAGGAAAUUAUGAAGAGAACCAGAAAAAUGGACCAAAAUGAUGAUAAGGGUAACGAUGAGGGAGGCAUGCUAGACGAGAACGGUGACGAUCUUACUGACCAGCUAAACUGUGAAAAGGAGGACCAAUCUGUGCCUUCCAUGCAACACAAAGAGGUCAUCGAGUCGGAUGUCCAGGAGAAAAACAUGACUUCAGAAGAAGGCCAGCUGGAAUCAGAGCCACUUAACAACAUGAAAGAACACCGCAUAGUGGAUGACAAAGAAAACAACAACGAUCUCAGUGCAGCACAGCCCACAGCCAUCAGUAAUUCUUACCCACAGGCACAUCUGAUGGAGGGCUCAGAGUUUGUGAACGAGGACUGUAAGAACGGGGUGAAUGGGAAAGGAGGCUCCUGGGGCUUUGAAGAGUUCAUUGAUCUGGGAGUUCACACUAAAGUCCGGCCCGAUUCCUGUAAUCAGGGUCUAAUAGAUUGUGGUGUGGGACCUGAUGGGCCCAGAGUGGCCUUUGAUGACAAGUCGGCUCCUGUGAACUCCCUCCAUCCUGUUCAACCCAUUGAAGCCCUUUCUGAGAUUUGAUUUGACAUCUUCGCACAAGGACGGUGGCUAAUUGCACUCCACGAUUUUUGUCUGGUUGAGUUCCAAAGUUUCUUGUGCUCAGCUGGACAGCCAGAGAAAACUGAAUCAGAGAGGAAGGCCUCAACGUCUGCACCUCCGGAAAUAUAGUAGAAUAUACAUUUUUUUAAAAGCUGAAAAUAAGUAAAAUGCUUCAGGGACACAUAAUCUUUCAUUAUGCUUAAUUUUCUGUUUUCCUGCCUCUUUCUUUUUGUUUUGUGCAUCUUGUCAGUUUUCUCGUCAAUAUUAAUGUUAUUUUUAUGUUGAGUCUUUUGUAAUUUAUUCUUCUGACUUUGCAUUUUAUGACUCGUUCUUUUCUUUAUACAUUUUGUUGUAUUUUUCUUGUUUGUGUAUUUCGUUAAAGUCGAAUUAGUUAUUUCAAUGAUCCCAGUUUGUCAGUGGGCCGAAGCAGAAGUGAGCAUUUUAAUGUGAAGUAAAGCUGUUGAGGUCAGAGGAGGCACACUUCCAACUCUCACACACUGGUAUAAUUUGUUUGUGAACUGAGUAAGUACUGUUCAACCGUACAACAGUUAUCCAGGCUUUUUCUGCUUAUGAGUCUACAGAGAGCCUUGGCAGCGCUUCCUUAAAUUUACUCUAAUGCAUGUAGCCCCUUACCUGCAUUUUCCAGCUUCUGCCCAAUCUAAUGUGAUGAUGCAGGCAACAGGCUGAUAAUUGUCCUCUUUCCUGCUGUUGUUUAAACUCUAACCCUAGCAAAGCUUGGUCAAGGUAUUUCAUAAAAAAGUGACAAUAGGAUUUGGUUAAAGUGCUGACUUUUAAGCUCAGCCAAAACCUUUUCAAAUUUCUUUAGUCUUUAAAGGAUGACGGUGCUCCAGUCAAAAAAAAACACCUGGAAACAUAUUUGUAACUUGUUGAAUGAAGGUUUUAACAUUGUUCGUUUCAGGUUUGUGGCUGUUGCCGAAUGUGGAUGUUGUUUUCUUCUACAUAUAUUUCACGGUUAGAUAUUCGCAUAAGUCUAACGUAAGAGUAUCCCAAAACUAACGUACAACUCUGAAUGUCAGAGUGAAUCUAUUUCUUUCUCAACUGUGUCAUUCUAGCACACAGAAAUUACUGUAAGUUCUUAAUUGCGUGUUGUUUCCCUGUAGAACGUUAAAACCGAGGUGAUUCUCUGGUCUGUUUUCAAAGCUUGAAUAAUUGCUAGUGUUCCCACAUUCCCUCAGGGUCAUAAUUCUAUCAGGUCCUAAAGUGUUUUGAAGUCUACCUUUUCUUUUCCUCAGACUUUUUUAAAUCCUUAAUCCUUAAGUUUUAUGUCUUGUACAAUUUAUCUCAUAAAGGUAAUAUUUAAAACAUUAUUCUGUAAGUAUUAUGAACUUGAUCAGUAUUCAGCUGUUAUCCUAUAUGGCUUGAGGAAUAGAGAGUAGAAGUAAAAGGGAAGUGUAUUUUGGUUGGUUCGUGUCUGGUGCAUGUUUCUUCUGCUGCUCCUCAACAGUAUCUGAUGUAGAACACGAAAGAACCUGGGCCUGCUCGUUCGUCCGGGGAAUGAACGGAUGAGGAAUAUGAAUGUUGCUGGAGGUUAUUGCAAGUUAUUUUGGGUAAAAUAUGCUGUCAGGUUGAUUCAAACAUGAUUGUCUUGGUGUGACUGCAUAAAAACGAUCGAUGUGGACCAGGUUUAACUAAAUUGGAAAUCCUGGUGGUGGAUCCAGAUGAAUUGUGCUCAGGGCUCAUAGCUAAAAGAAAUGCUGUUUGAGUUCCUGUCUGUUUCAUAGCACUAUUAGUAAUUGCAAGGAAACGCUUGAACCUCAAAUGCUUGAAGUGUUUAUUAGAGACUUGUAUUGGUCCAAGUAUAUAGUCUAUUUUGGGCACGUUUGGACUUUUUUAUACACUAGAUUACUCAGAAAUGACUGGGGCCACUGAGCACAGGGCAUUUUACUGUUUAAGAUCAUGGUCAUUUACUAAUAAACUAAUUAGUAUCAUUCCUCUCAUAACACCACUCUUUCCCUUAUACUGUAGGCAUGGAUCGUUUACUUGAAAGCCAUGUUUUGUUGCUCACUGCUUUAGUUAAUUGCUUUUUUUUUUUUUUUCUUCUGUCCAGGACAAGGAACACCCCAGAGUUAAAAUUUUCAGGUUGAGACCCAAACACUGUCUAGAAUUCCAGUGGAGACACUCAGGCAAAAUUAAAAAAAAACGAAUAAUGUGCUUGGCGUGUAAAGGGAGAGCUGGGCUGCAGAACCCUUUUUGUUUACUUUAGCCUUUCCGCAGUCCCUCCCUUCCACGUGGUUUACAAUAUCGUUAGACACCCCAAAGUGCUUCAAGACUUGUAGUGGCUGCUGCACAAGCGGUCAGUCAUCUCUGUGAUUUCGAUGUGUGCUGACACCAGUGCAGUUGCGGCUUCUUUCGUCCAGGACCCUGUAAACCUUUUGAGUGCUUUGGGUUUCAGAGCUGUUGUCUAGCUUAUAGUGUUCAUUAUUGUGUUAGGAUAGAAUGGUGCCUUAGAAAAAGGGUGAGACAUAUAUUUAUUUUCCUAUAUUAAAAACUAAAAUGUUACAUGAUAUGCUUUCACUGGCCAUGACAAUCAUUUUAUUGACCAGGGCUCUAAAUAGGAUGCAAUAUUCAGUAUCUUGAAAAAUAUAGUUGUAAAUUUACCCAAACUAUACUGGAAAAGCUAUAAACUGUUAAAAUAAAGUUUUGCUAGAUAAAAUAAGUAAAUGUUUGUGAUGUUCAUAAGAUCUGUAAACUUUUUGUGGUUUUAUCAUUCAUAAAUGAAGGCUUUAGUUGAAGCUUGAAAUUUAUUGUUCAGAUUCAUUGUUACUUCACCCUAAAUGCCAUGAAUAAAGUAUAUACUAAUA
Molecule: messenger RNA, 5484 nt
Organism: Tachysurus fulvidraco (yellow catfish)
Lineage: Eukaryota; Metazoa; Chordata; Actinopteri; Siluriformes; Bagridae
Gene: map7d3
Product: MAP7 domain containing 3
Exons: 21
Coding region: 110-2644 (844 amino acids)
Biological process (GO): microtubule cytoskeleton organization
Cellular component (GO): microtubule cytoskeleton
Source: RefSeq, a predicted model, not a curated record